Molecule: messenger RNA, 1014 nt
Organism: Dacryopinax primogenitus
Lineage: Eukaryota; Fungi; Basidiomycota; Dacrymycetes; Dacrymycetales; Dacrymycetaceae
Product: glycoside hydrolase
Exons: 4
Coding region: 1-1014 (337 amino acids)
Molecular function (GO): hydrolase activity, hydrolyzing O-glycosyl compounds
Source: RefSeq, a predicted model, not a curated record
AUGCACAAGAGAGAUGACUUCGUCACGCGUUCUGGGUCUAAGCUCUUCCUGGACGGAUUCGAGUUCCGCCCUGUCGGGCCCAACAUCUACUGGCUCGGGUUAGAUGAGAACGUCGUUCCCAAUCUGUCUUACCCUUCGCAGACUAGGGUAUGGGAGAUGAUGGGCAUCGCGAGUGCCAUGGGUGCGAAUGCUAUCCGCGCGCAUACACUUGGCAUCAGCUUCGGAAACUCCCUCAGUGUAGUCACUGGCCCGAACACAUACAACGACGGUGCAUACCAGGCAAUCGAUUUCGCCAUCAUGGCUGCGCGAGUCUACGGCCUGAAACUGAUCAUCCCUCUUUACAACUGGUAUCACGGUGGCAAGUAUCAGUUUGUGGGCUGGGCGGGUCACACCUGGUCCGGCACUGGCGCGGACAUCACACCUCCUGACGUGGGGGGUUUCUUCUACAACGACACCACCUGCAUUCAGCUGUUCAUGGACUACAUUCAACAUCAUCUGACCCACGUCAACCAGUACACCGGCAUUGCCCUGAAGGAUGACCCGACCAUCAUGAUCUGGGAGACAGGUAACGAGCUGAGCGUAUACCAGCGUGAUGAUGGGCCACCGCCCAACGCCUGGACCCAACAGAUCUGCGCACUGAUCAAGAGCCUGGCACCCAACCAUCUCUGUAUGGACGGCACAUUCGGCAUCUUCCCUAAUUCUGGACAGCUGAGCAACAGCAAUGUGGAUGCAUUGACCGAUCAUUUUUAUCCUGCUUCCGUAUCCCGCUUACAGACCGGCGCAUCGUAUACAAUGAACGAGGCUGGAAAGGUGUACAUCGCAGGCGAAUGGGACUGGACGGGCCAGUUUGGCGGUGACGACAUCAACAGUUUCAUGAACGCCGUCCAGAAUAUCGAUGGGACUGGCGAUUUCUUCUGGAGCUUGUUUGGUCACGACUCGGAUUGCUGCACCCUUGUAACCCACAAUGAUGGAUAUACAAUGUAUUAUCCGGGCACCACGUCAGGUAAGCCGUAG